This is a messenger RNA of Nannospalax galili (Upper Galilee mountains blind mole rat), 6509 nucleotides long. RefSeq names its product SRSF protein kinase 2 (gene Srpk2). Gene Ontology annotation, molecular function: protein kinase activity; ATP binding. NCBI's taxonomy places the organism in Eukaryota, Metazoa, Chordata, Mammalia, Rodentia, Spalacidae. Gene Ontology annotation, biological process: protein phosphorylation; regulation of mRNA processing; spliceosomal complex assembly. Bases 227 to 2383 code for a protein of 718 amino acids. The transcript has 18 exons. The record is from RefSeq and is a predicted model, not a curated record.
CGGCGGCGCAGGCGCGGUUCCCACCUCCUCAGCCGGCCAAGCGAGCAGAGGCUGCAUCCCAGCUCCCGGGCUGUAGCGUCGCCGCCGCCUCCGCCGCCAAGCCCCCCGCCCCGCUUCCGCCGCGUCGGAAUGAGCUCCAGGAAAGUGCUGGCCAUUCAGGCCCGAAAGCGGAGGCCGAAAAGAGAGAAACAUUCGAAAAAAAAUCAAGCAGAAGAUUGAGCUGCUGAUGUCAGUUAACUCUGAGAAGUCGUCCUCUUCAGAAAGGCCGGAGCCUCAACAGAAAGCUCCUUUAGUUCCUCCUCCACCACCGCCACCACCACCGCCACCACCACCACUGCCAGACCCGGUGCCCCCAGAGCCAGAGGAGGAGAUUCUGGGAUCAGAUGAUGAGGAGCAGGAGGACCCUGCAGAUUACUGCAAAGGUGGCUAUCAUCCAGUGAAAAUUGGAGAUCUCUUCAAUGGUCGGUAUCAUGUCAUUAGAAAGCUAGGAUGGGGGCACUUUUCUACUGUCUGGCUGUGCUGGGAUAUGCAGGGGAAAAGAUUUGUUGCAAUGAAAGUUGUAAAAAGUGCCCAGCACUAUACAGAGACAGCCUUGGAUGAAAUAAAAUUACUUAAAUGUGUUCGAGAAAGUGACCCAAGCGACCCGAACAAAGACAUGGUGGUCCAGCUCAUUGAUGACUUCAAAAUUUCAGGCAUGAAUGGGAUACAUGUGUGUAUGGUCUUUGAAGUACUUGGCCACCAUCUCCUCAAAUGGAUCAUCAAGUCCAACUAUCAAGGACUCCCAGUACGUUGUGUGAAGAGCAUCAUUCGACAGGUCCUUCAAGGGUUAGAUUAUCUACAUAGCAAAUGCAAGAUAAUUCAUACUGACAUAAAGCCGGAAAACAUCCUGCUGUGUGUGGAUGAUGCAUAUGUAAGAAGGAUGGCAGCUGAGGCCACUGAGUGGCAGAAAGCCGGUGCUCCUCCUCCUUCUGGGUCUGCAGUGAGUACUGCUCCACAGCAAAAACCUAUAGGAAAAAUAUCUAAAAACAAAAAGAAAAAGCUGAAAAAGAAGCAGAAGAGGCAGGCUGAGUUACUGGAGAAACGCCUGCAGGAGAUUGAGGAAUUGGAGCGAGAAGCUGAAAGGAAAAUAAUAGAGGAAAACGUCACCUCUGCUGUACCUUCCAAUGAGCAAGAUGAUGACUAUCACCCAGAGGGGAAACUAAAAGCAGGAUUAGAGGAUGUGGUUGAGGAAGAGACAGCAAAAGACAACGGUGAAGCUGGAGACCAGGAAGAGAAAGAAGAUGCAGAGAAGGAAAAUGCUGAGAAAGAUGAAGAUGAUGUUGAACAGGAACUUGCAAAUAUAGACCCUACAUGGAUAGAGUCCCCUAAAACCAACGGCCAUAUUGAGAAUGGCCCAUUCUUACUGGAACAGCAACUGGAGGAUGAAGAGGAUGAUGAAGAUGAUUGCCCAAAUCCUGAGGAAUAUAACCUUGAUGAGCCAAACGCAGAGAGUGAUUACACGUAUAGCAGCUCCUAUGAACAAUUCAAUGGUGAAUUGCCAAAUGGACAACAUAAGAUUCCAGAGUCACAGUUUCCAGAGUUUUCUACAUCAUUGUUCUCUGGGCCCUUAGAACCUGUGGCCUGUGGCUCUGCACUUUCAGAGGGAUCACCACUUACUGAGCAAGAAGAAAGCAGUCCAUCUUGUGACAGAAGCAGGACAGUUUCAGCCUCCAGUACUGGAGAUUUGCCAAAAACAAAAACCCGGGCAGCCGACCUGUUGGUGAACCCCUUGGAUCCACGGAAUGCAGAUAAAAUUAGAGUGAAAAUUGCUGAUCUGGGAAAUGCUUGUUGGGUGCAUAAACAUUUUACUGAGGAUAUCCAGACACGUCAGUAUAGAUCCAUCGAAGUUUUGAUAGGAGCAGGCUACAGUACCCCUGCAGACAUUUGGAGUACGGCAUGCAUGGCAUUUGAGCUGGCAACAGGAGAUUAUUUGUUCGAACCACAUUCUGGGGAAGACUAUUCCAGAGAUGAAGACCACAUAGCCCACAUCAUAGAGCUGCUAGGCAGUAUCCCAAGGCACUUUGCUCUAUCUGGAAAAUAUUCUCGGGAAUUCUUCAAUCGCAGAGAUCACAUAGCAUUGAUCAUUGAACUGCUGGGGAAAGUCCCUCGAAAAUACGCUAUGUUGGGGAAAUAUUCCAAGGAGUUUUUCACCAGAAAAGGAGAACUGCGGCAUAUCACCAAGCUGAAGCCCUGGAGCCUCUUUGAUGUACUUGUGGAAAAGUAUGGCUGGCCCCAUGAAGAUGCUGCACAGUUUACAGAUUUCCUGAUCCCAAUGUUAGAAAUGGUUCCAGAAAAACGCGCCUCAGCUGGCGAAUGCCUUCGACAUCCUUGGUUGAAUUCUUAGCAGAUUCUACAAAUAUAGCAUUCUGAGCUAGGAAAUGUUUCCCAGUACAUUGGACCUAAACAGUGGCUCCAUUCUUUAACAGGAUUACAAGUGAGCUGGCUUCACCCUCAGACCUUUGUUUUGCUUUGAGGUACUGUUGUUUGACACUUUGCUUUUUGUGCACCGUGAUCCUGGGGAAGGGUAGUCUUUGUCUUCAGCUAAGUAGUUUACUGACCAUUUUCUUCUGGAAACAAUAACAUGUCUCUAAGCAUUGUUUUCUUGUGUUGUGUGACAUUCAAAUGUCAUUUUUUUUGAACAAAAAUAUUUUCCCCUUUGUGUUUUGGCAGGUUUUGUGACUAUUUAUGAAGACAUAUUUUAGCCAAGUAUUACAUAAUUUACAAUCUUAAGAAAUUAUCAGUUGGAACCAAGAAAUAGCAAGGAAAUGUACAAUUCUAUCUUCUGGCAAAGGGAAACCAUUCCUGUAUUAUAGUAUAUGUAAAUGCACCCUUGUAAAUGUUAAUUUCCAUAAAUAUGGGAUGGGGACUCAGAUUUCAGAAAAGCUACUAAGCCUAAGUUGCAUGUAGCAGAUUUUCACUGCUCCAAGAAGUUGUGCAAACUUUUCAUUCCAUAACAGUUCAUUCACAUUGGAUUUUAAACAAAGUGACUCUGGAUUAGAUGUCAUUCUCUAUAUGGAACUUUAAAGGGAGAAAAACAUGCUUCUCGUUCUAAAAUAUACAUUAUAAUUUAGCAGUUGCAUUUGUAUUUUUGCAUAUUUUUAAAAAUAAUUUUAAAGAAAAAGUCAUUUCCCUUUAAAAAUGUGAUGGCCCAGUACAAUGUAGUGUUGCCUUUUCUUAGCACUGUAAGUUAAAUACAUAGAUUAAAUUGGACAAGAGAAAUAUGUUCAGUGUGUGGAAUGAAAAAAAAAUAUUUUUGGAAAAGCAUGAUUGUGUUUGCCUAAAACACAAGGUGUGGUUUGUACAGUUUGCAGCACAGUGGACAGAAUACUCCUCACAGCUCAAAGGUAACAGUGAUCAUGUUCAUUCCAUAGGCAGUUUCAUUAUGUUGGCUACAGCAGUUAUACUUGCCUUUUUAUUGUCUUUCCAUGAGAGAAUCAUUUUCCCUUUGCAGGUUGAGUACAGUUUUAGUUUAUGCAUUUCCUUAAAAUUAAUUGUAGAAUCCAGGAUACAACAUUAGUAGGCAAUACAACUUUAGAAUGUAACAUAUAGAGGUAUAUUUAGCCUCUUUUAGAAGUCAGUGGUUUUAAUGUCUUUAAAAAAAUUUUUUACAUUAAGGUGCCUCGUUUUUCUUGACUUUGUCCAUUAACAUUAUCCAUAUGCCUUUGCAAUAACUAGAUUGUGAAAAGAUAACAAGUGUUGUAACAAUAAUCCAUUGUUUGGGGUGCUUGCACUUGUCUUAAAAAUUAAAGUGUUUUGGGUUUUUUUUUUUUUUUUUCCCAGACAUUGCCUUGGUCAUUUGAAGUGACAGAAUGAACAUACGUUUACUAUCAGUACAGUGUCACAAAAACUAAAGGAAGUGUCAACAUUCCUGAUGCAGCAGCUGCAGUCAUAGGACAUACAUAAACCUUACUAUGAGGAAAUUGCUGAUUUGUUUUUAGGGGCAGAAGGGAUUUAGGAAUGAGGCUGUAGUAUAGCUUCAUCAUCCAGAAUGUGAAUGGUCCCUUUUUAUCAAUGUUUUAUCAGAAUGCACUGAUUGCAUUUUAUUUGAGCAUCUCAAAUUUCUUUUUUCCAAUAUUAUUCACUGAGGGAAUAAGACACACAGUCCUCUUUGGAGCUAGCAUUACAUCACAUACUGCUGUGAGUUAGAAUGUGGUACUCAUUCAUGAGAUGUGCAUGAUGAAUUUUUCUGAUGAGACUGUAGGUUUCCAUGUAGCUUCUGACAGAUGCGGCUGUAGACCAGUGUUGUUAGUCACAAUUUCCAUAGAAAACAUUCUUAUACUCACCAUAGAGUACAUGUGUCUUUUCUAUGUCUUUAAGAAUUUUUACACUUGAUUGAAAUUUGUCUGCCGUUUUAUUUAGCUCAUGUUAGAAAAGCAACUAGUUGGAUCCUAUGAUAAAUACCCUAGCUAUACAAUACAGAAGCAGUUCUUCUAGAAUGAACACAUUUGUUUAUCGGGUACCAUAUGGUUGUAGCAGAUUCUUGGUAGUUUGUUGAUAAUAAAUAUAAGCUAAAGGUGAACCAUUGGUUAUGCCGAGCCUUAUCACCAGCUCAGUGAUUUGAGUUGAGUUCCUGUGAAAUCUUCACUAUCAGAGAUUCAGAAGCUGCUAUCAGGAAAUUGACAGAACUAUCCAAAGAAAAAGUGGGUAUUAAAAGAGUUUCAAAGAGGUAUAUUCAUUUCGUUUGUUUUGAGACAGGGUCUCCCUAUAGCCCCCACUGGCCUGGAACUUGCUAUGUAGACCAGGCUGGCCUGGAUCUCCUGAGAUAGCCUUGAUUGCCAGAGAUCUGCCUGCCUCUGCCUCUGAGUGCUGGGAUUCAAGGCUUUAAAGAUGAAAAGGACUUGCUUUUUCAUGUGCCUGUGCCAUAUGUAACUUUUUAACAGGAUAAAGAAGUAGAGAACUUUUAUUAGAGAACUUGUUCAAGUAUUUCUUAAAUCCCAUUUUUAAAAAUGAAAGUUUGAUAGAAGACAUUUCUUGAAUGUAUGUAGUAUCCAUCAAAGAGUUAUCAUUCAGUUUGAAUGUAUGAGGAUUUAAAAAUGGUGACGAGGAUAGUGCUUUGGAAGAGUUGAAUAUUGAUAUUUUACAUGCUAAUUAACUUUGGUCUAUGUUUGAAACUAUCCAAGGACAGUUAAUUUAUUCAUUUUUCAGACAUUAUUCUUUAGUAACAUAACCAACAUAAGCAGAAGUUUGUUUGCCAAGUAAAGGAUGGCAAAGUUGACCUUUGCUGUUCAAAAACUUGAAGCUGAUUAGGAUUAAACCCUACACAAGCUAUAUUAAUGUACCACCAGUAGCUAAUUUUCAGGUGGAAAUUUAAUUUAAAAACAUGAUUUAAGUUACUACCAAAUAUCAUUCAUUUUAAAUAGUCUGUUUACUUUUUCCCCUGAUGCACAAAAUUUAUAUAUACUAUGGCCAAAUUGUGCCAUUAUUUGGAUGAUGCAAAGUAUCUUGAUAAGCAGCAUCAAUCACGCAGCAUCAGUCACUGCUGAUAGACUUAGUACUCCUGAGAGGUAGAAGGCAAAGGCUAGACAUUUUUCAAAAGUUAGAACUAUGCCUUUUUUCCUUUGACUGAAACAAAAUUUAAAGAAAUAUAUUUUUCAUGAUUAAAAAGUACCCUAUAUAGCUAGAUAUUAAGCACCCACAGUUUUCAUAUCGGUUCUGAUUAGUAAUUAAUUAGUGGGGCAUUUCAGUCAUAUUCUAAAGUGUGCAAAUUAAAUAUUCCUACUUUAGGCAAAUGAUUUUCAAAAAACUUAUAAAUUGCAAUCUUUAAGUAUAUUGUGUGUAAUACAUUAGUGGUCCGGAUUAAUUUUAUAUGCUGUUAGAUACUUAUUAAUAAGUAAAGUUACAAAGUACUACUGCUUAAUUUCUUGUGACUCUUGCUCCUGGGAAUAAAAAGGGCAAGUAGUAGAAACCAUUUGUGGGAGCCCCUUACUUACUAUUGCCUUUAGCAGUGGCCUACCAUUAAACUGAGGUAGUAGUUGCUAAAGAAAAUGAAAGGUUCUUGCCUUAAAAAUUAUAUUUGAAAAUUGUAACUUUUGUAAAAUCAUUAAGCAGACCUCCAUUUUAGAAGUUGUACAGAACAAUUUGGUAAAACUGACAUAAUUGUGAUUUAUUAACAUGAAUUAAAAUGCCCAACCAGUGCUUCAAUGUGACAGUAUAUUUAAAAUAAAAAAGGGUCAUAUACUGUACUACUUUCACAAAGAUCACACAGUUUUGCAAAAGACUUGUCAUAUGUACAAUGCUAUAUAUCAAAUGAAAAAAGCUGGAAGCAAUUAUAUAUGCAAAAGAAAUGCAGUAUUUACAGUCAAGAGACAUUAGAAAUCAUCUAUACAUUAAAUUACAUUUUGCUUGCAAAUAACUGAUAAAACAAAAUGAGCCAUGUCCACACCAAACUAUAAAAAUCUGUAUUGCAUUUUUAGACCCAAGAUGCACUCACAGAAUUGCUGACCAAAAAAAAAAAGGAAAAAAAAAGAAAA